Didymodactylos carnosus is the source of this 456-nucleotide messenger RNA. The record is from the annotation of a GenBank genome assembly. Lineage: Eukaryota; Metazoa; Rotifera; Eurotatoria; Philodinida; Philodinidae.
AUGAUGGAUGAUCCAAGUUUAAUUGAUUCUCGAACAGAUAAAAUUGAUCCUAGAAGACUUCGUUACCCACAUAGUUUAGUUUGGACACCGAUACCUUUGUUAUCAUGGUUAUUUCCAUUUAUUGGACAUAUGGGUAUUGGAAGAACGGACGGCGUAAUUCGAGAUUUUGCUGGACCAUAUUAUGUCUCUGAAGACAAUAUGGCAUUCGGACGCCCUACACGUUAUUUACAGUUAGAUUUAAGUCGAGUACCAGGUCCUAAUCCUCGUGGCAACUAUGAUAGAGCUGUUGAACAAGCGUCUGAUGAAUACAAAAAUAGAAUGCAUAAUUUAUUUUGCGAUAAUUGUCAUAAUCAUGUUGCAAUGGCAUUAAAUACAAUGAAUUAUAAUCGAAAACAAUCGUACAAUAUGAUCAAUUUAACAUUUUGGAUGUUUUUUCGUGGAAAAUACGUAAGGUAG